CCAAGCUCUCUGUAUCGCGCUACGUUUAUAGAGUUUCAUGUUUUCGUUGAAUUUUUAAAGUAGCGCUAAAAGCUGUCGACGUGUAUCAAGAUUCCACAUUUUCUGAUAUAUGAUUCUGGCGGGUAGUCCUCAGCUUCGUGUCGUUUUUAUUAGGAAAAUGAAGCGUCCUUACAUUGCGCUGCUGAUAAUAUGUAUCUGUCAGGCUCGCGAUAGCCAUGGUCAGGAAUGUCCUGGUACGCAGGAGCUGCAGAGUUCCCUCCGUCAAGCUCACAAACUACUGUCGGCACACGAGGCCUCGUACCUGCAAAGCCUCCGCUCUCUGAGGAAGAAGCUGAGCUCACUGCAGAGUGGUGCCACCCACGGCUCAGCCAGGCCCAGCAACGGUACCUGUACAAAACUGGAGGCUCCCAUCAACGGCAGAAAGCUGGGAAAGGUUCUGCUGCCGGGUCAUGAGGUUCACUUCCUGUGUGACCUGGGCUAUGAGCUUGUGGGCUCUGAGACUCGGCAGUGUAAGGAGUCUCUCACCUGGAGCGGCCAGCAGCCAGUCUGCAAGGAAUUAAAUGAGUGUGCUUCCUCACCCUGUGCCAAUGCGGGAACAUGCACAGAUGAGGUGAAUGGAUUCACAUGUGCAUGUGCCAAAGGUUGGGCUGGGCCCACCUGCCAAUCCCCAACACCUACAUUUUUUCUCACCAUGACCAACAUCUCAGCCGGAGCCGCGGCCACCACCUCGGAUCCCGCAGCAAGUCCGUCUCGGUCCGUGCGACCAUCCAAGUGCAGCCAGGUACAGAGCACCACCCACUGCACCUGUGAGGCAGGAUACACCAUUUCAGGCCAGGACACCAGCAUCUGCACGGACAUUGAUGAGUGUGAAGUGUUCCAUAAUGGACAGGCAGGCCGCUUGUGUUUGCACGCCUGUGUUAACACUCCUGGUGGCUAUCGUUGCACGUGCCCCUCUGGCUACAACGUGACCCAUGAUGGCCGAAGCUGCAAAGACAUUGAUGAAUGCGCCACUCGGCAGAACAACUGCACCCGUGAUCAACUGUGUGUUAACACUUAUGGAAGCUUUCAGUGUGUUAAAGUUGAGUGCCCACGCUUCCGAGAUGCAACUUACGUCAAGACCUCCCCCACGCGCUGUGAGCGGAACCCGUGCCCUGUGGACAAUAAGGCCUGCCCACAGGCACCCAAUGCCAUCUCACACCACCACAUGUCUGUGGUGUCCAACCUGUCGGCGCCGCGUGUUAUGUUCCGGGUGUCGGCGGUGCGGGUGAUGGGCGACGCUCUUCGUUUCGCGCUGCUCGGGGGACGCGCCCGCCGCCACUUUGCUGUGCAGCGCUCAGACCGGCAGACAGGCGAGCUCCUGCUGGUAAGCCCCGUGCAGGGUCCCGCCGUUCUCGAUGUGGAGGUGGAAAUGAGCGAGCUGGAAAGGAGGGCACUGCUGGGCCGUUACAUCACCAAGAUAACGGUCUUCGUCUCACAGUACGAGUUCUAGCCGGAGCUAACUUCCCGAGGGGUAAGGGGUGACAGAAGCAUUAAUGCAUGCUUCCUGUAUCAAUGAUUACAAGAAUGUUUAGAAGACAUAUGAUUGGACAUUUCUUCUGUUCUUCUCAAAUGGAAAACAUUGUGUUCCACAUACAGUUAGACUUCUAGCUUAUAUAUGUCAAAGCAUGUGUAUUUAUAAAUGCUACACCAAAAUUUCUAAACUUUCUUUUCUCCAUCUACAUUAGACUUUUGCCAUUGUGGCAGGUCUCUGGCCCAUACUCAAGUUUUCCUGUCAUAUGUGUAACCAAAUAAAAUGAUGUUGCUUUGUGAGGAAAGCAACUCCAGUGGGUAUUUAACCAGUGCCACCCAGCCAUGGAAGGCUCUUGGUAUAGCUGGGCCUCAGACAUGAAUCCCAGCAGCCCGGUCCAUCUCUUCCCAGGAACAGAUGGCACCAUGUGGGAUGUGGCGCAGUCGUAUAAGCAGUAUGUACAACUCUCGCUGAAAAUAAUAUUGUGUGAGAGGAACCCUGACCCUGGGUUCUGUAGCACAGAGCAUAAAAAACGAGCAUUGGUAUAGUUUGGCUGGAUGUUCUCACUGACUGUAUCUGCCUGAGCUUCAUGACUGUAUAGUUUGGCUGGAUGUUCUCACUGACUGUAUCUGCCAUGAGCUUCAGUCACUGCUGCCAGCAUUGAAAUGAAAAAGAAGAGCUCUGUGAAAACAUGUAAAAUUGCAAUGAACCUAGAAAAACAAACAUUUGACAACUUUAGGUGAGGGUUGUGCUUUCUUAGAUUACCAGUACAUUUUCAACAAAAGGUCAAUUUUAGAGGUAAUUACACUUAUCAAACCAAGCUGAACAUUCGAUUGCUUCAAAUGUCAGUAAUUAUUGUAUUACUAUUGUAUUAUUGUAUUACUGUAGUUGUAUUACGCUUUUUGGUGUUAUUUAUUUUAAAGCAUU
Electrophorus electricus (electric eel) is the source of this 2434-nucleotide messenger RNA. Its product is annotated as fibulin-7. The record is from RefSeq and is a predicted model, not a curated record. Lineage: Eukaryota; Metazoa; Chordata; Actinopteri; Gymnotiformes; Gymnotidae. Gene Ontology annotation, molecular function: calcium ion binding.